UGCGUAACUGUGUAGAUGCAGAGGCAUUCUUUAUUUUCUUUAUUUUAUAAUUUUAGGGUGAAGUCAAGGUAGGUGAUCUAAUACACAUUGUUUAUGUGUGCUGCAUACAGAUAAAGUUUAGUGACUCUGUGUUAAUAGAUUGAGUGAUUUUGGACAGUGGUUCCAGAUAGUGUGCUGCGGUUGCAGUUGUGCUAUAUACACAGUUAUUCCUUAUUUUUUACUUUUACGUUUCAGUUAAGGUAGGUGAUUUAAUACACCAUCGUUUAGUUUCCAUUAUUGCAUCGUGGAGUGUUGCCCUUCCAAUAUAUAUACUUUUUUCCAUAUAUCAUGCAACUGAGUAGAACCCUGUAAAUCAAUGUAUUAGUGUUGUUACGUAUAUAUCAUGUCCGAGAGAAGUUUGAGGAAAAGAUCCUCUGCUCUAGCAAUUGGUGAAGAAUGUCAUAGUGAGAAAUUACGCCAAAGCAACCUUUUUGAACAAAACAAGUGCCUCUUUUGUGAAAAAGAUCUGAAAUAUCUCAAAGGAAACACAAAAGAAUCAUUAACAAAAUGCCAAACAGACAACGCUUCAACAUCAAUAAUAAAUGCAGUGAAAGCCCAAGAAGACUGGACUUUACAUGCAAAAAUAGGAGGACGCUGUUUGAUAUCAGCAGAAGCUUGGUACCAUAAUACCUGUAGAAGAAAUUACUUGUGCAAGAAAG
Molecule: messenger RNA, 698 nt
Organism: Owenia fusiformis
Lineage: Eukaryota; Metazoa; Annelida; Polychaeta; Sabellida; Oweniidae
Source: the annotation of a GenBank genome assembly